Molecule: messenger RNA, 2887 nt
Organism: Mizuhopecten yessoensis (Yesso scallop)
Lineage: Eukaryota; Metazoa; Mollusca; Bivalvia; Pectinida; Pectinidae
Product: WD repeat-containing protein 86-like
Exons: 4
Coding region: 1010-2230 (406 amino acids)
Molecular function (GO): protein binding
Source: RefSeq, a predicted model, not a curated record
UGGAUUUCUCAAUGACGUUUACCUACACACUUUGUAAGGACUGUUUGUCAGUAUGUAGACGUCAUUAGGACCCAUGGGAGUCGAACUGUCGGCUUGGGCUGGGUACAUGAAACAGUGUUGACGAGUGUUGCCGUUCGAGACGGGAUACCACUGAUGUCUUUGAUUUAAUAUACUCACUUUACAUUGAUCAGUAGGACCUAGAAUUAGAAUAUCGCGUGUUGACGAUCCAGUCUUUCCUCAAACAAUUGAAUGUUUCGCAGAUCAGUCGAAGUGUCAUGUGAGUACUAACUGAUUUUCAUUAAGUGAAACAUAAGCCAAUAUAUUGACAUUUUUCGCAACAUCUGAGACAUAUUGGCAUUGGAUAUAUACUUCAGGCGUGUGCAGGGACAUACAGCGUAUCUAUAUAACACACAAUAGAAGGCUAAUACAGUCAUAUCUGCCGUCGUUUUGCACUGGCCGUUCCAUCAAACAGCCGGUGACAAAGGACCAUGUAAAGUCUGGCACACCAGUGGUUAAUUAUAUCAUUGCAAUUCCAACAUAGAAGGACGUUUUCCUAAUAAUAUAAAGGUAUUGUUCGUCAAUGCAACAGUCUGUGGUAAGGUUUUAGUUCUGAUUUCCUCAAAGAUUGAUACAUUAUUUGGUGUUGGACAGUUAUAAAGUGAUACAAUAUCACUGCUCUAGUGCUUUAAUGAAGUGAAUUCUAACAUUUGGACCAAAACAUUGGAAACCUUUGUUAAAAUGCGUAGAACCGCAAAGGAACGACGCACCGAGAACUAAGAGGGAUGUGAAGGAAUCCAAGGAUAUUUGAGUGAUUUUCUCUUUCACGGGAUCGAUGUAAGACAUUUUAAUGAAUUAAAAUAAAUAACGAGAUAUAUCAAUUAUUAUCAUUAGUUAAAUUCAAACAGAUUGAUUCACUUCAUAAGAAUCCCUGACUUUUUCACAGUGGGUUUUGGAUUGUAAUAUUACAACUGUAACACGUCUUUGUGUGGGACAAGUCGGUGUAACAGGAAUGGGUUGCGGUUCGAGUCAGGAGGGGGCCAAUUGUAGAUUCAACCUUAUCACAACCUUCCAAGGUCACAGUGAUGGCAUAAACUGUAUGGCUUUAAGUGAUAAUGGGUUCAUCCUGGUUACGGCAGGCGAUGACAAGACCGGUAAGGUGUGGGAUGCCCGGUACGGUAAGGGUUUCCGGAGAAUGGGCGAGCUCGUCGGACACACUGGCUAUAUUUCAUGUAUUCUCAUUGUCGGAGAAUAUAUUUUGACCGGAAGUAGUGACAAAACAGUCCGGAAGUGGGAUGUUGAGAACAAUUUCCAAUCAAUCAUUGUCUGCAAAGGACAUAUUUCGUUAAUUCACAGAAUGAUUUGUACGGGAGACUUCAUCUUUACCAGUAGUUUUGACCACACGUCCAGGUGUUUCGAUUUUGACACAGGUGAGUGCUUACGAGUAUUCAAAGGACACAAGCGUGCCACAUAUCCUCUCGUGUUUAUCCCUACUUUAGACGAGGACGACGAGGCCAACGAGGACAACGAGGAGCAGAGCAUUGAUACAUCCAUUGGGAUGCUGGUGACGGGGUCAGCUGACGGGACAGCAAGAACAUGGAACUGUGAUACUGGUCGAACUAUUAAAAUCUUCAAAGGUCACAAAGGGCCUAUAACGUGCAUGGCAACAGACGAUUCGCGAACAUUGCUUGCGACCGGAAGUGUAGAUACAACUGUCAACAUUUGGAAGAUUUCAUCGGCGGCCCUUUUGAAGACUUGUAAUGGACACACAAACACGGUCGUAUGUCUCCAGUUGUCUGGUCACCUGCUUUACACGGGAAGUUCGGACGGGACUGUCCGGGAGUGGUUGUACAAGUUUGGGGAGUGUUCCGCGGUGAUGAAGGGACACACCCACACGGUAUCCAGUGUCAGGGUGGAGACGCUUAGUGAAGAGGACGCCGCCGGUCAUAUUAACACCAAGCGUACAGUAUUCACCGGGUGUGGCGACACACUUGUCCGAGCGUACGAUCCCGACACGGGGCGUCUCUUACGGAGCUUCUCUGGUCACGAGAAGGGGAUCACAGCAAUCAAGGUACACAGGGGUAUGCUCUAUAGCGCUUCCUAUGACGGCACAGUCAAGCUCUGGCACGCCUUCCAAGUCCCUAUAGAGGAACCCAACAACAAUGGCGGCACGCAGCAGAUACGCCGCUCACCUGACGAGGGAGGUCGCAACUCCCAGCGCAAGAAAGACUGACUUAUGGCUCUUAAGGAUACAUAAUCACUGUGAUGAGUUUAUUUUAGCAGAACAUUUUUCAUCACUUUGUUUUGAGUUUACAAUUGAUAAAUACAACGUACCCGAUUUUGAUAAAUCUUUGUAUAACAGUCUGUUUGAUACCAAGGUGUCUUCGGUUGUGAUGGACGUUGCUAUCACGAAGAUCACAGCCUCUGAGCAAGGCAAAGUGACGGUACCCUGUUAAUGAGAAUGACGAUGCAUGGUAGCGGCCCUGGGAAAGAAUGUUGCAUUAAACGUGGUAUGGAUGUGGCGGUAUAAGUGGCCGUGCUGAUUUUUGGGGUUUUUAUCUUACAUUUCAGUAUUUGCUUCUCUGCCCCCAAAGGCGAUGAUAAAUCAGACGGAAUUAGUCACCAUGGGUACAUUUACUUGUAUAUUACUUUUAAUAUGUUCGACGUGAUUACAUAUCGACAAAUGCCCAUCUAUGUAAGAUAUAACCCACCUCGGAGAUUCUCUUUCUAUACAUUGAUAACGCCCGAUAUAGGUUUGGAAUAUUUUCAUAUCAUUAUAAUGAUAAUAUAUUUAUGUAUGUAAGCCCGGUACGGACUGCGAACUCCGAUUGUUAUACUCUCCGUUGUUAUACUCUCCAAUGUCAUAACGUAUUCAUUGUUGGUUAUUUGU